UCUCAGUCGGCCAGCGGCUGCCUCAGCGAGCACAGCGGAGCCUGCGGGAUGGCGGCGGGCGAGGGCGGGGCCGACGCGCUGCCCCCGCCCUCCCCCUCCUGGCCCGGCCCGCUCCCUGGGCCCGAGCGGGCCUUGGAGGAAGCGGCGGCUUCGGGCAGCCUGAGCCUGGCCGGGCGGCGCCUCAGACACUUCCCCGGAGGAGCAGCCCGGCGCUGGGACCUCAGCGACACCACGCAGGCGGACCUCUCCCGAAACCGCUUUGCCGAGGUCCCCGAAGACGCCUGCCACUUGAUGUCCCUGGAGGGGCUGAGCCUGUACCACAACUGCCUCCGCAGCAUCCCCCCUGCCAUCGCCAACCUCCAAGCCCUCACCUACCUGAACGUCAGCCGGAACCAGCUCUCUUCCCUGCCCUCCUGCCUCUGCCGGCUGCCCCUCAAGGUCCUCAUCGCCAGCAACAACAAGCUGGUCUCCCUGCCGGACGAUAUCGGCACCCUCAGUACCCUCCGCCAGCUGGACGUCAGCAGCAAUGAGCUGCAGUCCCUGCCGGCGAGCGUGGGCGGCCUGGAGUCUCUUCGGGACCUCAACGUCCGGAGGAACCAAAUCGCCGUCCUGCCCGAAGAGCUGGCGGAGCUGCCCUUGGUGCGGCUGGACUUCUCCUGCAACCGUGUCGUCCGCAUUCCCACCUGCUACCGCCACCUGCGGCACCUGCAGUCCAUCCUGCUGGAGAACAACCCUUUGCAGUUCCCACCUGCGCAGAUCUGCUCCAAAGGCAAAAUCCACAUCUUCAAAUACCUCAACAUUGAGGCCUGCAGCAAGGCACGGCCGGACCUGGCAGAAUUCGCACAAGGAACCCGCCCCGCCGGCUUCGGGACGUGCCUCCCGGACGAUUUCUACCCCGUGCGGCAGUACGGCGGCCUUGACUCAGGCUUCAACAGCGUCGACAGCGGGAGCAAGCGGUGGUCGGGGAACGAGUCCACAGAUGAGUUUUCGGACCUCUCCUUCCGCAUUGCUGAGCUGGCCAGAGACCCCAAGCAGUUGAGGGAGAAGCGCAACGGGACAGUGGAUGCGGCUGACCUGGAGCAGAUCGACUACAUUGACAGCAGCGUCAACGGGGAGGAAGAGGAGGAUGAGGUCUCCGUGGGAAAGCCAGAGAGCGCCUCUCUGGGGAUGGCACCCUCCGAGGACUUCCAGAAGCCCAGGAAGAGCUCCUCAACUUCCCUCCAGAAAACAGGACUUGUGGAGCAGGGACCGACCGGCAGGGCCAGCCUUCCCCGGCCGGAGCCAUUUGGGGAGGAGCGCCGUCGCCCCGAGAUCCUUCAGCUGUGGCAGGAGAGGGAGCGCCAGCAGCUUCAGCAGCGGCCCCUGUGGAGCCAGGGGGCCGAGAGGAGGGAGAGCCUGGCAGAAAGCAGCAGCAGCAUCAGCAGCAGCCUCUCCCAGCUGAAGCAUCGGAACCAGGGACCAGAGCAGCUGUCCGGCUCCCCCAGGCAAACUCUGCACUCUGCAGAUCCCGUUCACCCGGCCUACCCUUCGUCCCGGGAGCCCGGCUCUGUGCAGAAGCCUUCCAGCUUCCUUUUCCGCUCCUCCUCACGGAAUAACAUGCAGCGAGGCUCCGGUUCCUUCUCGCCCGACCUCUCCCCUUCUGAGCUCAGGAACCAGCGGAGGCUGCGUGCCGGAUUGCAGGCCCAGGACGAGAGGGAGCAUGCGGCUCAGCUGCGCAAGGCCAUCGAGUCCCAGCUGAACGUCACCCUGGCCGAAGACCUGGGCGAGGCGCUGGCCAACGGGGUGGUCCUCUGCCAGCUGGUCAACCACCUGCGCCCUCGAGCGGUGCCCUUCAUCCACGUGCCCUCCCCGGCUGUGCCAAAGCUGAACGCCAUCAAAAGCCGGAAGAACGUGGACAGCUUCUUGGCCGCCUGCCGCCAGCUGGGGCUCCCGGAGGUCUCUCUCUGCUCCGCCUCCGACGUGGCCGCCCUCCUGCAAGGCAACGUCCGCGGCUUGCUCCGCCUCCUUGAGGCCCUGCUGCCGCUGCCAUCGCCGCCGCCCGCGCCCCCCGGGGGGGGCAGGCCCCUCGCCCCGCCCGCCCUCUCCGAACACCUCGCUGGCUUUGGCGUCUUCUAUGUCGUCCUCAUGCUCCUCCUCUACUUUGCCUAUCGCAACCUCUGCGGCUGCUGAGCGGGAGGGAAGGGGGGUCCCCGGCCACCCCCACCGGGCAGGAACAGGUUCUCCAGAUGUGGGUCAGGGCGCGUGCCCCACACUCCCCAGGCUGCGUGGAAGUCGGGGUGUCAGCAGUGCAGUCGAAGCGGGACACAGACAAAUACCAUUUUUCCCGAGGCCAGCGAUCCCUGCAAUUCCCCCCCUUUAAUAAUAAUAAUAAUAACUCCCUUCCCCAGUCAGAAUUAGCUCCCUCUGCCAGGCCCAAGGGGCAGGGGGGAGUUCAUGGCAGCCCCCCCAUGGCACCUGCCGUUCGGUCUCCUCUGUGCCUUGUCCCCCUAGCAAAAGGUGUUUCGGGGGGCCGUUAUUUUGGCCGGGGGGAGAAGCCGCCAACUUCCUGCACCCCUCGGUUCACAUGCACUUAAAACUGCAUUGCACUAAUUCACGAGUGCCUGCAGGGGGGAGUUGGGGGUGUACGGCAAGGGAGCACUAGCAGCCCCCCCCCAAAAAAAACCUUAGGUGGUCCUAAAGCCUUGGCCCACCCACUCCGACACUGGGGGGUCUUCGCUGCCCCUGACCUCACACACACAGCAAGUCUCUGAACCAA
This is a messenger RNA of Podarcis raffonei (Aeolian wall lizard), 2755 nucleotides long. It is a transcript of the gene LRCH4, whose product is annotated as leucine rich repeats and calponin homology domain containing 4. Bases 49 to 2169 code for a protein of 706 amino acids. Gene Ontology annotation, molecular function: protein binding. The transcript has 18 exons. Lineage: Eukaryota; Metazoa; Chordata; Lepidosauria; Squamata; Lacertidae. The record is from RefSeq and is a predicted model, not a curated record.